This is a messenger RNA of Dendrobium catenatum, 2430 nucleotides long. Its product is annotated as endoglucanase 9-like. The transcript has 6 exons. The record is from RefSeq and is a predicted model, not a curated record. Gene Ontology annotation, molecular function: hydrolase activity, hydrolyzing O-glycosyl compounds. Gene Ontology annotation, biological process: carbohydrate metabolic process. The coding region runs from base 271 to 2133 and encodes 620 amino acids. Lineage: Eukaryota; Viridiplantae; Streptophyta; Magnoliopsida; Asparagales; Orchidaceae.
AAAAAAAAUUGCAGAGCCAAUACUUAAGAAUUUCUGAUCCGAACAUGGUCGUUGGCUCGGCUCACUGAUCUAAGAGCUGUUAGUCCAUCUUCGUCAGAUCGCCUGAAAAGAAAAUAGCAUCAGUUGCUUCACACAGCAGCAAAAAGGCUUUCUUUAAUUAGCUUGGAUGCUCAGCAAUCACCCUUCUUCUUACUCUUUACUCAAGAUCUCUCCUUUCUGAUCUAAAGAAGAGUAAGCCGCAGGGAGAAGCAUUUCGGGAUCAAGAUCAGUAUGUUCGGGAGAGAUCCAUGGGGAGGGCCACUAGAGAUCUCGCACGCCGACUCAGCGACGGAUGAUGAUCGGAGCCGGAAUCUUGACCUCGACCGUGCGGCGCUGUCGACUUCCUCGCGGCCGCUGGACGAGACGCAGCAGAGCUGGCUCCUCGCAGGUCCGGGCGACCAGGGAUCGAAGAAGAAGAAGUACGUCGACCUCGGCUGCCUCAUUGUCAGCCGCAAGAUAUUCAUUUGGACUCUCGGCGUCGUCUUCGGCGUCGCCGCCCUCGUUGGGCUCAUAAUCCUCAUCGUCAAGACCGUUCCUCGCCAUCAUCAUCCUCGCCCUCCGCCGGACAACUACACCCUCGCCCUUCAUAAAGCCCUAAUGUUCUUCAAUGCCCAGCGAUCCGGGCCGCUCCCAAAGCAUAACAAUGUUUCGUGGAGGGGUAACUCCGGGAUGAAGGACGGAUUCUCCGAUGAUGCUGUUAAACGCAGCCUUGUCGGCGGGUACUACGACGCUGGUGACGCCAUCAAGUUCAACUUCCCGUCAUCCUUCGCUAUGACCAUGCUCAGCUGGAGCGUCAUCGAAUACAGCGCUAAGUACGAGGCCGUCGGCGAGCUCGCUCAUGUCCGCGAAAUCAUCAAAUGGGGCGCCGAUUACAUUCUCAGGACCUUCAAUUCCUCUGCCGACACCAUCGAUCGCAUUGCAGCUCAGGUUGGAGUUGGGGAUACAUCCAGAGGCCCGAUGCCGAACGAUCACUAUUGUUGGAUGAGGCCUGAAGACAUAGACUACCCGAGGCCUGUGCUUGAGUGCCAUGGCUGCUCGGAUCUCGCCGCUGAGAUGGCAGCGGCUCUUGCAGCGGCGUCGGUAGUGUUUAAGGACAACAAGAUCUAUUCACAAAAGCUUGUGCAUGGUGCGGCGACGCUGUGGAAGUUUGCGAGGAUGCAGAGAGCAAGAUACAGCGCUGGAGGCUCAGAUCCUGCCAAAUUUUACAAUUCCACUAGUUAUUGGGAUGAGUUUGUGUGGGGUGGCUCAUGGAUGUAUUUGGCAACGGGUAACUCUUCUUAUCUUCAGCUGGUGACAAAUCCGAAAAUGGCGAAGCAUGCCGGAGCAUUCUGGGGUGGACCUGAUUAUGGAGUUCUUAGCUGGGAUAAUAAGCUUCCAGGAGCUCAGGUGCUUCUUAGCAGAUUGAGGCUAUUUCUGAGUCCAGGGUAUCCAUAUGAAGAGAUAUUGAGAACCUUCCAUAAUCAGACUAACAUUGUCAUGUGCUCUUUUCUACCAGUUUUUAAAUCUUUUAACCGAACCAAAGGCGGUUUAAUACAAUUGAACCAUGGAAGACCCCAGCCACUUCAGUAUGUGGUUAAUGCAGCUUUUCUCGCAGCGGUCUACAGUGAUUAUCUUGAAGCUGCUGACACCCCAGGAUGGUAUUGUGGCCCCAAUUUCUUCCCCACCUCAGUUCUUCGCAACUUUGCGAAAACCCAGAUUGAUUAUAUACUUGGUAAGAAUCCUGAGAAGAUGAGCUAUGUUGUCGGCUUCGGCAAUCACUACCCCAAACAUGUUCAUCACCGAGGUGCAUCAAUCCCAAAGAAUGGUGUUAAGUAUGGAUGCAAAGGAGGAUGGAAGUGGCGCGAUUCGAAAAAGCCAAACCCAAACACGAUUGUGGGAGCUAUGGUUGCUGGUCCAGACCGGCACGAUGGAUUUCAUGAUGUGCGCACGAACUACAAUUACACGGAGCCAACGCUUGCCGGAAAUGCCGGCUUGGUUGCUGCUCUGGUAGCCUUAUCCGGUGAGGGCAACGGCGUCGACAAAAACACUAUAUUCUCGGCUGUGCCUCCAAUGUUUCCAUCCCCUCCUCCACCUCCAGCUCCAUGGAAACCUUGAGAGAAGGAAAAAUAGCCUGUAAUUCUUUUUUGUCCCUUUAUAUCCUCUCUGAGCUAUAGAAAUUCAUUUCAUGGCUUUGACAUUGCUGGGGAUCUAACAAGUUAUAUGGGUUCCAGAGAAAUACUUUUGCUGGGAAUUACAGUUUGAAGAUCUAAGCUGCAGACAUUUUGUCUCAUUGCUGUUCUAUGAAUGUUUUGUAUAGGAUGUAAUACUAAGAUUUCAAGAAUAAUCAAAACAUUUUAUUGAAGCAUGUAUGGUGUAGAAGUUCAAUCAUGAAUGAAUUAAUACUUAUUGACA